This is a messenger RNA of Ostrea edulis (European flat oyster), 1262 nucleotides long. RefSeq lists its product as uncharacterized. The record is from RefSeq and is a predicted model, not a curated record. Gene Ontology annotation, molecular function: ATP hydrolysis activity; ATP binding. The transcript has 9 exons. The annotation marks the transcript as partial. Gene Ontology annotation, biological process: endosomal transport; vacuole organization. NCBI's taxonomy places the organism in Eukaryota, Metazoa, Mollusca, Bivalvia, Ostreida, Ostreidae.
AGUCUUGAAAGAACCCUAGCUGAAGGACGAAAAGCUUCCAACGUUGAUAUUCAGAUGAUGUAUCAGUGCGUGUCCAGAUGCAGCUGUUUAGUGCAGCAACUCACAAAGAAGGAAGCGGACCCUUUCUAUAAGAAUUUGAUAUUUCGUUUAGAGGAAUCCUUGACGACUCAAACAAAUAUUCUACAAGCAAAAAUCGAACAGCUUAACGGUAAAAAGAUAUAUGUUACACAAGGUGAUCCUCAACAAAGGGUGCGGAGAAGCGCGAUAGAGGACACAAUUAUAGCCAAGGGAAGUGUCAGGUUCCAGGAUAUUGCGGGUCUGAUCGAUGCCAAAGAGGCUCUAAGAGAAGCCAUCAUAAUUCCCUUAUUGUUUCCUCACCUGUUUACAGGAAGCAUCAAACCCUGGAAGAGGAUUUUACUCUAUGGACCACCUGGCACGGGAAAGUCCCGCCUGGCCCAAGCCGUAUCCUCAGAGAUAAAGUCUACGUUUUACUGUGUGUCCAGUUCUGAUCUUGUGUCCAGCUGGGUUGGAGAAAGUGAGAAAUUGAUUAAAGAAUUAUUCCACCACGCAACUAAGCAGAGCGGGCGAUCUGUGAUCUUUAUUGAUGAAAUAGACAGCAUCUGCCGACAGCGGAGCUCUAGUGAGGAGGAAUACACGAGGCGGAUCAAGACUGAACUAUUGAAACAGAUGGAAGGGGCGGAUAACGCCCACGCCUCUGACAAAAUCUUUCUUCUGUGUGCCACCAACUGUCCUUGGGAGUUGGACUCCGCCUUCCUCAGGAGAUUCCAGAAAAGAAUAUUCAUACCACUCCCUGACAAACAGGCUAGAAUUCAGUUAGUGAAAAUUCAUACCAAAGACAACAAGGUGGUGAUGUGUGACGAUGACUGGUCAGUACUAGGUGAUCAGACACAGGGGUACUCCGGCAGUGACCUCGCUAACCUGACGUUAGAAUCACUUUUCUGUCCAAUCAGAGAACUACAGAAUUCAAAACGGUGGAAACAGAAAGAUGACUGGUUUGUUCCAUGUAAGGAGGGGGAAGAGGCCGAUGUUAAGGCGUCCAUUGUUGACUUACCACCUCAAAAGGUGUGUCCACGUGAAGUUACAGUCGAUGAUUUUCUGUCAGCAUUGAAAACGCACAGAAAAACUGUUACACAAGAGGAAAUUCAAAAAUUCAAAAACUUCACGAAAUCCAUGGGUGAACAAGGUUAAGAAUUGAUACUGUUGCGAACUCCAUGUAUACACUUUCAAAACUUCAAAGUAUU